This is a messenger RNA of Sinocyclocheilus rhinocerous, 1647 nucleotides long. Its product is annotated as sodium/nucleoside cotransporter 2-like. The record is from RefSeq and is a predicted model, not a curated record. Gene Ontology annotation, cellular component: plasma membrane. Lineage: Eukaryota; Metazoa; Chordata; Actinopteri; Cypriniformes; Cyprinidae. Gene Ontology annotation, molecular function: nucleoside:sodium symporter activity. Bases 1 to 1584 code for a protein of 527 amino acids. The transcript is spliced from 14 exons. Gene Ontology annotation, biological process: nucleoside transmembrane transport.
AUGUCCUGUGGAAAUCCCAAAGACCCGAAACACAUGCUCAAUGACAAUUUCAGCAGUUUCCUUGGCAGAAGGGUGUUCAUAGUAAUUGUGGUGGGACUGCUGGUGGCAUGGCUGGCAAUCGACACACGAAAGCGCCCAGAGCAGCUCAUCUCUUUUGGUGGUGUCUGUCUAUUCAUUAUUGCCAUAUUUCUCUUCUCUGCACACAGAACCGCAGUGAGCUGGAGGACAGUCUUCUGGGGACUCGGUUUACAAUUUGCCAUUGGCCUGUUUGUCAUUAGGACAGAGCCUGGUCUUGUAGCAUUUGAAUGGCUUGGAAAGCAAGUUCAGAUAUUUCUGGACUACACAAAAGCUGGUUCAUCAUUUGUGUUUGGAAACCUCAUUGACAACAUAUUUGCUUUCCAGGCUCUGCCUAUAGUGGUGUUCUUCAGCAGUGUAAUGUCAGUGCUGUACUACCUGGGUUUGAUGCAAUGGAUCAUCACAAAGAUUUCCUGGGUAAUGCAGGUAACGAUGGGAACCUCCUCUACAGAGACUCUCAGUGUGGCAGGGAACAUAUUUGUUGGUCAGACAGAGGCACCGCUCUUGAUUCGGCCUUAUUUAAAGGACAUGACCAAAUCUGAGAUUCAUGCUGUCAUGACUGGAGGAUUUGCCACCAUUGCAGGAAGUGUUAUGGGUGCAUUCAUCUCAUUUGGGAUUGAUGCCUCGUCUCUGAUUUCUGCAUCAGUGAUGGCUGCUCCAUGUGCUUUAGCCAUCUCCAAAUUGUCCUACCCUGAAACUGAAAAGAGCAAGUUCACAUCUAAGAGUCAGAUUAAAGUUGAUGGCGGUGGUGAACAGAAUGUCUUGGAAGCUGUCAGCGGUGGCGCAUCUGCAUCAAUAGGACUUGUGGCCAACAUCGCUGCUAACUUGAUUGCUUUCCUUGCCAUUUUGGACUUUAUAAAUGCUACUCUGAGAUGGUUGGGAGGCAUGGUGGGAUACCCAGAUGUCACUUUUGAGUUGAUCUGCUCCUACGUGUUUAUGCCGGUGGCCUUCAUGAUGGGAAUUCCAUACGAGGAGUCUUUUACAGUGGCUGAACUUAUUGGCACUAAACUCUUCCUCAAUGAGUUUAUAGCCUAUGAGAAGCUGUCAGUGCUCAAAAACAACAGACUUAAUGGCAUUUUAGAAGAUGGUGUAGAUAAAAGUUGGCUCUCAAUUCGAUCAGAAAUUAUCUGCACCUAUGCACUGUGUGGCUUUGCUAAUUUCAGCUCUCUUGGUAUUGUGAUUGGAGGCCUGUCCUCUAUUUGUCCACCAAAGAAGAGUGUCAUAUCUACUUUAGUGCUCAGAGCCUUGUUCACAGGCACAUGUGUUUCCCUGAUCAAUGCCUGUGUUGCUGGUAUACUUUUCAUUCCUCCGUUGGACUGUGUGGAUCUGUUUCGAAAUGCAGACUUCAAUACCACUAUACCUAACAUUGAAACUUGCUGUUAUGAUCUUUUCAAAAGCACUAUCAACAAUGGAACAAUUUCUUUCGAGGGGUCCUGGAGUAAAGUGAAAAAUGCAACAAUUUAUUUUGCAAACUGUUGUGGUCUCUAUCAGGAACCCGCUUGCCUGUAGUUUGUCCAAUAUGUAACGAUACAACAAUGCAGAAAACACCUCUGAACUAAAUUAUUUAUUAAA